AGCACAAGCUGAUGUGUGUAACAGUGAUGAAUGUGGGAUGUGGUAUCGACGCAUCACCGAAUUUAUGGACGUGGAUCCGCCUCCAUCUGUUAGAGUCCACACUACACGGCCGGCCGAGAAGGUCAAAUUUGGACACAACGCAUUCUCGGGCUUUACAUUUGGACCAAAACCUGCCAGCAAGUUUCCUCCUGUCUCUACUAAACGAAAACUCGAUUGCAUUGAGCUGGAAGAGGACGACAUCGCACACUUCAAACGCGUGCGCCUCAUCACAUCGAAAGAGCGUGUGAAAUUCAUUCCUGGCCCAUUUCGAGAAGUUAAAAUAGCUGGGAAGGACCUUUCUUUUGCUGCAGCGGAACGCCACAGAGCAGCGGAGUCAGAUGCUUGGGAAGCUUUCCGUACAAAUCAAUCAACUCUUGGCUCAUCACAUCCAAACACCAUCCUCAGCCUUGGAAAUCUGACCCGCACGCUGCGCAAUAUUGGCAAGAGCUCGGGUGCGGAAGAUAUCUUGCAAAAGACAUUAGGAGACGAGGAAUCUACACUCGUGGAGAAAGAUCCCGCAUCCCUUAGAGUUCUUCUAGGCAGUCUUAUGGUCGCUUUGGUUGAUCAGAAGAAAUUUGAUGCUGCUGAGGAACUCUGGACGAGGGCGAGCGAUUUGUUUGUGUCAAGAGCCUCCGCCGAGGAACAAGCAGCUUUAAUUCGAGAUCUUGAACUUGCUCAUCCUUUUCGUCAAAGCGUACUUGCAGUGGCUGACCAGCAGCCUAAUCAGAGAAAAGCAUGGACGAUAGACGAUCUACCCAGUAGUUUCCCAGAACUACGGUCUCCAUACACAUUGCCAAAGACAAUACCAAAGCCAGAGCCGGAGCCAGUGUCGAAGCCAACACUGUGGCCCACUCCAAAGAUAUCAUGGCAAAUGCCAAUGACACCAGAGACAUAUUCCCGCUGGCAUAUGGACGUGGCACGUGGGAGGUUUCUGCGGACGCCAGUCUCGGCACGACUUCCAUCACCAGCAAAAUCACACUCAGAUGACCACUUUGCUGCUGAGAAUGGCUUUCCUUGGUCUGACUUCGUUCGAACUUUUGUGGUCGAACCAUCGUCAGCCGCAUGCGCAGACUCCUCUGCUACACAAAACCUUUUCAACACACGUCACUACUGUGGCAGGGCUAGCUCUUUUUUGGCCUUUUUGGCGCUGACCAGCACGUGUGGUUGAGGAGGAGGCCAGCCCGGGAACGCUAGUCUUCCUUAGCACUAUACUCAACUGGGUCUAGUUUAUCAUGUGACGCUUCCCAUAUAUUGUGGUCGCGCACU
This is a messenger RNA of Mollisia scopiformis, 1305 nucleotides long. RefSeq lists its product as uncharacterized. Bases 38 to 1207 code for a protein of 389 amino acids. Gene Ontology annotation, molecular function: protein binding. The transcript has a single exon. Lineage: Eukaryota; Fungi; Ascomycota; Leotiomycetes; Helotiales; Mollisiaceae. The record is from RefSeq and is a predicted model, not a curated record.